Molecule: messenger RNA, 1137 nt
Organism: Fusarium coffeatum
Lineage: Eukaryota; Fungi; Ascomycota; Sordariomycetes; Hypocreales; Nectriaceae
Exons: 2
Coding region: 1-1137 (378 amino acids)
Biological process (GO): purine ribonucleoside monophosphate biosynthetic process; adenine catabolic process; hypoxanthine salvage
Cellular component (GO): cytosol
Molecular function (GO): adenine deaminase activity
Source: RefSeq, a predicted model, not a curated record
AUGGAGUUCGCAAUGACUCUCAAGGAGCGUCUUGCUCUUCGUCAAGACCUCCUCUCCACCAACGACACCUUCAUCCACUCCCUCCCUAAAGUAGAACUCCACGUCCACAUAGAAGGCACUCUCAGUCCCUCCCUCCGUUGGGCCCUCGCCAAGCGCAACAAUCAGACUCUCAAACUCGAGCGCACAGGCACAGUCUACGAAACUCUCGAGCAGCUUGAAGAGUCAUACAACAUUAUUCAACCCCGUCCUGGACACCGUAUUGACAACACCGAGGAGACCUUUACGUUUUUUGAGGCGUAUUAUGGCGGGUUUGAAGUUCUGGUUACGGAACAGGACUUUUACGAUCUUGCCAUGGGCUACUUUGAGAGGGCUGCGCAGAUGAAUGUCAGGUAUUGUGAGCCAUUCUUUGAUCCGCAGGGUCACACGAGAAGGGGCGUUGAGUUUGGGACUAUGAUGGAAGGGUUCCGAAAAGCUCAACAAGAGGCCGAGAAGCGAUUGAACAUCAAACCUAAGUGGAUCAUGUGCUUCCUUCGUGACAUGUCCGUCGAGUCAGCCUGGGAAACAUACCAAGCUAUGCUCCCAUAUAGAGACAUGGUAAUCGGUAUUGGUCUAGACUCCGACGAAAACGAUCGUCCACCAGCUCUAUUCGCAGACCUAUACACCCGUGCCCAGCAAGACGGCUUCCACAUCACGGCACACUGUGAUGUCGGCCAAAAGGACACUUACCAAAACAUCCGCCAAGUAGCUGCCGACCUCUCGCUAGACCGCAUCGAUCACGGUCUCAACGCCGCCACAGACACCGACCUGAUCCACAUAAUCAAAGAUCGAGGAAUCGGCAUGACUCUUACACCUUGGGGAUAUUUGAGACAUGAGCCUGUGGAAGAAAUCUUCCCAAGGAUCAGGAAGCUGUUCGAUGAGGGAAUUCCUAUUGCUAUUGGUAGUGAUGAUCCAGCUUAUAUGGAGGAUUGUUGGAUUUUGCAUGACUUGUUGCUUGUUAAGCGGAUGUGUGGAUUUAAUGAUGGGGAUAUGGUGAAGUUGGCAAGGGAUGCUGUGGAUAUGUGCUGGGCUGACAAGGAUUUGAAGGAGGGGAUUGCAAGAGAGAUUGAUGAAGUGGUGGCCAAGUUUGAUAAAUCAUAG